UUUCUCUCCAUACACUACACGGAAUCUCUCUUAUUAUCUCCGACGACUCUCUGGUUUCUUUCUUGUUGCUGCUGCUGCUCUCCAAAUUUUGUUCUCUCAGACUUUUCAGGUGUUUAUACAUAUGAAGAAUCAAAUCGACAGUCGGUUAUCUGUUUUUUCUACGCAUUGUACAUGGUUGAGGACCAACAGGUAGUGGUGGCAUCUGUUUGAAAAACAGAAAAAAAUGGAUUUUCAGAGUAACCAACAGGGUGAGUAUGGAAGAUUUGAGCAAAUACUUGCUCAAUAUCUUCUGAAAAGCUUGCAUAUUAUUUUGGGCUUGAGGGUUCCUUCUAUACGACGGUAUGGUGGGAUUGAACAAGUGAAGAGGAGUGACAAAUGGUUUAAUAUGGUGUUAGGAGAUCGUCCUGCGGUUCUUGAUAACUUGAAUCUGUUGCAAGGAAAUUUGGUGGAACCCAUGAUAAUAGAUAUAAUACUUGUUCAAGAUAAAGAUUGUACUUCAUCUGAGCACAAUUCAGGUAAAGCAUUUGCAGGGUCAUAUACAGAAACAAUUAUAGAGAGGUGGGUCGUGCAAUGUGAGAAUCGGAGGUCAAUGGUUCCUCACAUGGGUGAUUCAUCUUUCAAGAAAAUGUACAAGAAGACUAUUAUACUCCUCCGUACCCUUUAUUCAAUGUUGAAGCUCCUGCCUGCAUUCAAGGCCUUCAAGAAACUAUCUUCUUCAAGUCAGAGUUGUUAUUUUGAUAUUAAUUUUAAGGUAUCUUCAUUUAGUGAACCAUUCUCAAGGGCAGAGGAGGAGAUGAUGAAGCAAUUUACUUUUACUUCAGUUGAUGCCCAGCAAGGCCGUCUUUCCUUAUCUGUGACAUAUCGUGAAAAUCUGGUGGACUUCAACCUGGAGACUUCUGCAUCCUUUCCACCUGAAAUCAUUACAGAUUAUGUUGGUAGUCCACUCACUGAUCCUAUGAGGUUAUUCCCUUUGACCUCAAUGGACAAGGGUGUUCAUCAUACUUCAUUUCCAUUGAGAAGGACACAAUCAUCUUGUUCAGCACCUGUUCAGCGCCCGCAGACCUGGACAAGUGGUCUCUUCAGGGCACCUUCUUUACCUCAGCCAUAUGUAGGAUCUCCACCUUUGUACCAUGCACCAUAUGAGCUUUCAACUUCAGUCAGUGAUGUAUAUGGACAGAGGAUUCCACCUAACUACAAAUUUCCGAUUCACCAGAAAGCAACUAGUUUUGAUGAUGACCAGCUUUCCCCUCCAUUUUCACCAUCUCCACCCACAAAUUUCUCAGGUGCAAAUCUUGUGCAGGCUCCUUUGCGUUCAGAAACUGGUCCUGUCAGUAUCCCUCAUCCAUUGAUAGACAGAACUUCCAGACACCUAUCUCCUAAUUUGUCUGAUCCAAACAGGCAUUAUCUCCCACCUAUGUCACCUAGAUGCACAAAGCACGAUUCUUCAUCCCAUGAAUCCCCUUCUGGAAUCAGGUCAUCAAGGAAAAUAGAUUUGCUAAGGGUUCCAGAGCCAGAUACUGGAACUACUAAUCCUGGACAAAAGGUGUCCACAGAUGCUAGAGACGAUUCAGGGCGGUUCUCAGGUCUGCUAUCUUCAAGUGAUUCACCACGUGUUGGAGUUUCUAGAAGUUCUAGCAGCAGAUUAUCUUUUCAGGAUGACUUGGAUGACUGUGAUUUUUCCUGUCCUUUUAUAGUUGAUGAUGUUGAUAUUUCUGAUUCCCGAGCCAGAGAGAACCUUGAUUCCAGAAAGGGUUCAGAAGCCUCGUCUCAAGUAUCUUCGACAACUAGAAAAUCUCAAGACGCUGCUGUAGGUGCCCUUGUUCACAUGCUGAGAACUGCUCCUCCUUUGCGUCAAGAUUCUAGCUGUUAUACUUCACAAUCUUUGAAGGCAGAAGUAGAAGGAGAAACGGGCACUGUAUCUCAGUUCUAUGUUCCUAGGAAGGCAUCAGAUGCAUUGGAGGAGCUCAAAGCUUACACACAAUUGAAAGAUAUGUUACUUCCCAAGAGCACGACCCGCUCAGGCAGUGAGGGUGGGAACUUAGCUUGAUGUACAUAUAUACUUGUUUCUAAGUAACGUUAAUGAGCGUUUAUUGUGUGAGAGGAGUGAGGACUAACAGAUUCUGUACAUAAACGAUGGGAAAUGGCAAGUAUUAUAGUCAAUAUAUUACCUGAUUUUGACACUACUCAAAAACAUUUGUGGAUCAAAGAAAGGAGUAGCACUAAUCUU
Molecule: messenger RNA, 2227 nt
Organism: Solanum dulcamara
Lineage: Eukaryota; Viridiplantae; Streptophyta; Magnoliopsida; Solanales; Solanaceae
Product: autophagy-related protein 13a-like
Exons: 4
Coding region: 224-2047 (607 amino acids)
Biological process (GO): protein localization to phagophore assembly site; autophagosome assembly; piecemeal microautophagy of the nucleus
Cellular component (GO): cytosol; Atg1/ULK1 kinase complex; extrinsic component of membrane
Source: RefSeq, a predicted model, not a curated record